This is a messenger RNA of Rotaria sp. Silwood2, 549 nucleotides long. NCBI's taxonomy places the organism in Eukaryota, Metazoa, Rotifera, Eurotatoria, Philodinida, Philodinidae. The record is from the annotation of a GenBank genome assembly.
AUGGAUUCUACUUUAAUGUCAAUCGUUAAUAAAUCAAGUACUCCUGGACGGUCCCAUUCACCAUCAAGAUCAUUGAUUGAAAAAAUUAAUAAUGAUUCUCAAGAACGUGUUGCUUUUUUUCAACAAAUUCAAAUAAAACCACGUUAUCAUCAUCAACAAUACAGUUUAAAAAAACCAAAUAUUAAUAUUACAAAUAUUUCAUCAACAUCUACUCCAUUAAACAAUCGAACACCAGUAAAUAUAUUACAACUUAAGCAACAACGUUUAAUAGCAGCAGCUGAUAGAAAAAAACGUAUUAUUACACGUAUUAUAAGUAUUGUUGGACUUCUAAUAAUUCUUUUAUGUGCUGGAAUUGUUACACUUACACUUAAAAUGGCACCAAAAAUUGAUGAACUUGUACGUACAAGAUCAGGUAAACAUAAUAUAUUGUAUCAUAUGCCUCGAAUGAGUACACCACCAUUAACAACAACAACAACCACAACAACAAUUGCAUCAAAUAAUUUUACAAUAAAUAGUACUUCAAUAUUUAAAUUUCCAUUUCGUUCUUGA